AUGACAACGGAGAAGACUGAUAUCAACCUCUUGCUCAUCGGACCUGACGGCGCAGGCAAGGCCACCACGAUUGGCCACCUGAUGUACAAGCUGGGCCUCAUCAACCAGCCUGAUAUCGAUCUAGAGAAGUUUUGCACCCCGAUGGACGGUCCGUUGAGGUUCUCGACCAACAACCACAACUUCACCGUCAUUCACACAUCCAGCCACCGCGACUUCAUUCAGAACAUGCUCACCAACAGGUUCCAAGUACACAGCGCGUUACUCGUUCUCCCUGCGACAGAGGGCGAGUUCGAGAGGGCCAUCGCUCAGGAGAGCCAGACCCGUGAGCACCUUCUGUUGGCCAACACGUUUGGUGUCCGCCAGAUGGUCGUUGCGAUCAACAAGAUGGAUGUGGAGUCUGUUAACUAUGCCGAAGCGCGCUACACCGAGAUCGUCGAGCAGACUUCAGCCGUCCUCAAGCAGGUUGGCACCAACAUUGACAGGGUCAAAUAUGUGCCCAUCUCUGCGUUGAACGACGACAAUCUGGUCGAGCUCUCAACCAACAUGCCUUGGCAAACAGAAUCCACACUUCUCCAGGCCCUGGACGCGCUCGUCGGAGACAGGAAUCCAUCGAACAUGCCACUCCGUAUCGCAAUCAAGGAAGUUGCCAACAGUGGCGGCAUGCUGGUGGUCGGUGAUGUUUUGACUGGCAUUAUCAAAACUGGCAUGACCGUCAUCUUUGCGCCUUCUGGUCACACUGCCAAGGUCACUGAGCUUGUGAGCUACGAGCAGGAAAUCACCGAGGUCGGCCCUGGCAACCAAGUCAUCUUCAGAGUCAAGACUCUUACGGCCAAGCAGGUCAAGCGUGGAAUGGUGGCUGGCGACCCCAACAACGAGCCACCCUUUGAGGCUGCGAGCUUCACCGCCAUGAUCAACGUUCAGAGCCACCCCAGCGAGAUCAGUGUUGGCUACACACCCGUCUUCGAGUGCCACAAUGCUAAGGUUGCUUGCCAGUUUACCAAAAUCCUCAACAUGGUCAACCCUCGCACUGGCGCCGUUCUCCCAAGGGAAGGCUCGAGCCCCCUCAUCUUGAAGACUCACGACUCGGCCAUUGUCGAGCUCACCCCCGUAAAGCCCCUUUGCGUGGAGAGGCUAGCUGACUACCCGAAACUGGGACAGCUGACAGUGCGUGAGACGACCCAGUCUGGUGUUACUGUUAUCGUCGGCAACAUCAAGAGUGUGACCAAGAAGGUGCCUGCAGCUUAA
Molecule: messenger RNA, 1245 nt
Organism: Acytostelium subglobosum LB1
Lineage: Eukaryota; Evosea; Eumycetozoa; Acytosteliales; Acytosteliaceae
Exons: 1
Coding region: 1-1245 (414 amino acids)
Biological process (GO): translational elongation; translation
Molecular function (GO): GTPase activity; translation elongation factor activity; GTP binding
Source: RefSeq, a predicted model, not a curated record